AUGAGCUUCGUCCCCCGCCGCGGUCUCUCGACCCUUAUUCCCCCCAAGGUCGCCUCUCCCAAGGCCCUUGGCGCGGACCCCAACGCUGUUCGCAUGCAGCGCGUUGUCAACUUCUACGAGAAGCUCCCCCGUGGUCCGGCUCCCGAGGCCAAGGCCACUGGCAUCCUCGGCCGUUACGCCGCUAAGCACUUCAACGGCAAGAACGCCUCGGCGAAGCCCAUCAUCCAUGCCCUCGGCCUUCUCCUCGUUAUCGGCUACGCCCAGAACUACUACUUCCACCUCCGCCACCACAAGAACAAUGCCCACUAA
Messenger RNA from Colletotrichum graminicola M1.001, 309 nucleotides. RefSeq lists its product as uncharacterized. The transcript is spliced from 5 exons. Gene Ontology annotation, biological process: proton motive force-driven ATP synthesis. Bases 1 to 309 code for a protein of 102 amino acids. NCBI's taxonomy places the organism in Eukaryota, Fungi, Ascomycota, Sordariomycetes, Glomerellales, Glomerellaceae. The record is from RefSeq and is a predicted model, not a curated record.